Molecule: messenger RNA, 1302 nt
Organism: Thlaspi arvense
Lineage: Eukaryota; Viridiplantae; Streptophyta; Magnoliopsida; Brassicales; Brassicaceae
Source: the annotation of a GenBank genome assembly
AUGAACAUUCACCGUUCUGGAAUUGAGAUGGAGUGCGCAAUGUUCUCCUCUGUUCUAAAGGUUUCAGCUACUCUCUGUGAUGAGCUUCUAGGCAGACAAUUGCAUUGCCACUGUGUAAAGUUUGGUUUUUUAGACGACGUUAGUGUUGGCACAUCGCUUAUUGAUACGUACAUGAAAGGCAGCAAGAUUACAGAAGGAAGGAAUGUUUUUGAGGAGAUGAAACAGAGGAAUGUUGUUACUUGGACUACUUUGAUAAGCGGGUAUGCUCGAAAUUCGUCGAACGAGGAAGUCUUGAAGUUGUUUUCACGAAUGCAGGAAGAAGGGACUCAGCCGAAUUCGUUUACUUUCGCGGCUGCUCUCGGAGUUUUGGCUGAAGAAGGAGCUAAUGGGAGAGGGACUCAGGUACAUACAGUCGUUGUCAAGAACGGUUUAGAUAAAACAAUUCCGGUUUCAAACUCUCUGAUUAAUCUUUAUCUGAAAUGUGGGAAUGUCAAGAAAGCUAGAAUCUUGUUUGAUAAGGUUGAAGUAAAGAGUGUUGUGACUUGGAACAGUAUGAUCUCCGGUUAUGCAUCGAACGGGCUUGAUUUAGAGGCGUUGAGAAUGUUUCACUCUAUGAGACUUGACCAUGUUCGGUUAUCUGAAUCGAGCUUUGCAUCGGUUAUCAAGCUCUGCGCUAACCUCGAGGAACUUAGGUUCGCUGAGCAGCUGCAUUGCAGUGUUGUGAAAUAUGGGUUCUUGUUUGAUCAGAACAUAAGGACGGCUCUUAUGGUAGCUUAUAGUAAGUGUAAAGCGAUGCGUGAAGCUCUUAGGAUUUUUAAAGAAACUGGUUUCCUCGGGAACGUUGUGUCGUGGACAGCGAUGAUUAGUGGUUUCUUGCAGAACGAUGGGAAAGAGGAAGCUGUUGAUUUGUUUUUGGGAAUGAAGAGGAAAGGUGUUAGCCCAAACGAGUUCACUUACUCUGUGAUUCUCACAGCUCUUCCUGUGAUUUCUCCAUCAGAGGUUCAUGCACUUGUUGUAAAGACUAACUACGAGAGAUCUUCAACAGUUGGAACCGCUCUUCUUGAUGCUUAUGUGAAGUUACGUAAAGUAGAUGAAGCUGCAAAGGCUUUUAGCGGUAUUGAUGAUAAAGACAUUGUGGCUUGGUCAGCGAUGCUUGCAGGGUAUGCUCAGAGCGGAGAGACAGAGGAAGCUAUAAAGAUGUUUAGUGAGCUAACAAAGAGAGGGAUUAAACCGAACGAGUUCACAUUCUCUAGCGUUCUUAACGUCUGCGCUGCUGCUACUGCCUCUACGGCGCUCUUCUAA